Molecule: messenger RNA, 2424 nt
Organism: Nerophis lumbriciformis (worm pipefish)
Lineage: Eukaryota; Metazoa; Chordata; Actinopteri; Syngnathiformes; Syngnathidae
Source: RefSeq, a predicted model, not a curated record
AUGGCCGCCCCGGGGUUGCAGCAUCCCGGCUUCCUCCUGGCCAACCUGAAAGUGGACUCGCCCAGCAAAACUUUGACUCAGCGAUGUCAAGAUCUGGUGAAGAUCAUUGACGACCAUCACGCCAAGGACCUGCACGCUAUUUUCUCCUGGUUGACGGAGAACAUUUUUGGAAGUCUGGACGGUGUCCUGGGAGGUUGGAACCUGCGCCUCCUUCACUCGCGAUGCCCCGACUUUGCCCCUGUGGUGGAUUUCCUCAUGCCCAGUGGGCCCGUCAUGAAACUUGUGUAUAAACUUCAAGCUGAGGAAUACAAAUACGAAGUACCAGUCAAUUAUCUACCAGCUCCGGUGAGGACGUGCAUUCAGGAAGGCGUCGUCCCCGAUUGUCCGCUCUUUCACAACCGGACGCACUUUCCCAUGUCAGGCGUGCUGACGCCCAACUUAAUGCUGAAUCCUUUUGAAUUCUUCAUGUUCUACUUUGCGUCCUGUCUCAUUACGCCAAAGAGCUUCCCCUCGGGCCAAUACGGCGGCACCGCUGACAGCGCCUACUUUGUGUUGGUGGACAUGUACCUGAAGUACUUCCUGCCUACCGAAGGGAACGUACCCCCUUCCCCCUUUUCAGACAACAGGGGAUCGGUCAGUGCACCUUCUCCGAGAUCGGCCAACAUUUCCCUGGCGGCUUACGGCGUCCACAGUCCCAGUUUGCUGAAGCAGCACAUAUUCCACCAGCCGUCGGUCAACGCCGACCCGGCCGCCCAAGAAAUCUGGAGAUCGGAAACGUUGCUGCAGAUUUUCGUGGAAAUGUGGCUGCAUCACUACUCUCUAGAGAUGUACCAGAAGCUUCAGUCUCCUCAGGUGAAGCUGGCGCUGCUCCAGUAUCGCCUGAGUAUGUCCAGCAUGCCGUGCCAACCCCACAGCCCACCAGGCUCAGGGACCCUCCACACCUACCAAGAACCGUUCAGCCCGAGCGAGGAGCACGUCCUGGCGGUGCGCCUGCUGGUCAAACAUCUGCACGCCUUCUCCAACAGCUUAAAGCCUGAGCAGCCCACGUCCUCGCCGACCCACUCGCACGCUCACGCUGGCCCCCUUGAGGAAUUUAAGAGGGUUGCACUGCAGCGGUUCGUCCAGCAGAAGCUUUUCCUCUUCCUGCAGCACUGCUUCGGCCACUGGCCUCUGGACGCAUCCUUCCGAGCGGUCCUGGAGACGUGGCUUAGCUUCGUUCAGCCAUGGAGAUACGCUGACGACAAGGACCGGGGGGCCCGCUGUGGCGGAAGCGACCCAGAAAGAUGGGAGUCCUUUGUUCAGGAGAACCUGCUGGUUUACACCAAACUCUUCCAGGUCUUCCUCAACAGAGCCGUGCGCACCGACCUGGUCAACGCCAAAAAUGCCCUGAUGCUCUUCAGAGUGGCCAAAGUCUUCUCUCAGCCUGACCUAGCAGACAUCAUUCACAAGGCGGAGCAGCUGUUCCUGGAGCCAGAGCUGGUUCCGCACCACCGGCAGCCGCGAGGCUACCUUACGCCCGGCCAGGGGGCUGGCUUCCAUUCAGCCCGCCAACGCGCUGCAACGGACGCAGUCUUUCGGGUCAAGAGUCACGUAUACGCCUUAGAAGGCCAGGACUGCCGCUACAAGCAGAUGUUUGGCCCCGAGCUGCGAAGCGAGGUUCUGAAGUUGGUCCAGGUCAUUGCGAGAGCCAGACAGACGGCCAAGCGCGUCUCAGACCGGUCUGGUCACGCAGCGGCCAACAAGUCUUUCCUGAGCUGGUUAGCAGCACCGACCUCCGAUUCUGACAAUGGCCUCUGCGGUGUCGAGACGGACGAUGGCAGCGAGUGUCUAAAGAAGACUCACGAGUUCCUGGACCGAGCGCUGGAGAAUUUGUGCACUGUUUUCAAGCUGAACCAGGGUCAGCUGACUCAGCUCAUCGCCAACGCCACCUCUGAUCAGGACGACGGCGAGUCGGAGCGGCUGCCCGAUUGUGCCAUGGGAGAAAACGGCCCGGUCCUCACAGACUUGGGAAGGAUGCAGAUGAUUAACGGCCUGCGCCGUUGGGACGUGACGUACCGAGGCGACCCGGAGCUUCAGCCCAUCAGGAGCUACGAGAACGCCUCGCUGGUACGCCUCCUGUACCGGCUGUCUUGUCUGCUCAAUGCCAAAUUCGAAGGUCAGAUGACCGAACUGUGCUCGAGGCCAGAUUUGGCCGGCCGUCUGGGGCGGCGCUACCUGGGCGCCGGGAAUCCCGCGGUGCGUCGAGCGCGCGUCAGCUUGCGUCCGCUGGCCAGCUAUGGAAACAUCCUGGCGCUGGGAGCCUGUUAUGCCGCUGGCGCCCUCUUGUCCUUGGGCCCAGUGGCCAGCACCUUCCUCAUCCUCGGCGCCAUCCUCCUUCACGGAGUGGCUGUCACGCUGUGGGAAGACAAGUGGAAAAUGCACUAG